AUGGAUAACGAGGCCUUUGACUGCCAGAGCUGUGAGGAAUCUCUCUAUGGAAAGAAAUACACUGUUAAGGAUGACAAUCCCUACUGCAUCAAAUGCUUUGAAAACCUUUUUGCGAAUAUAUGUGAAGGAUGUAAAAAACCCAUUGAAUGUGACUCCAAGGAUCUCGCCUACAAAGACAGCCACUGGCAUGAAUCUUGUUUCAAGUGUGCCAAAUGCACUUGCUCUUUGGUAGAGAAACCAUUUGCUGCCAAGGAUGAACUGCUGUUGUGCAUCGAUUGCUAUUCCAAUGAGUAUUCCUCCAAAUGCUUCAACUGCAAGGCCACCAUAAUGCCUGGUUCUCGUAAAAUGGAGUACAAGGGGUGUAGCUGGCAUGAAACAUGCUUUGUAUGUGAAAGUUGUCAGAAGCCCCUAGGAAGCAAGCCGUUUAUUCCAAAACAAUCCAGUUUAUACUGUGUGCAAUGUUUUGAAAAUCAGUUUGCGAGUCACUGCAAAUCUUGCAAAAAGGCUAUCAUCACAUCAGGAAUUUCUUUCCAAGAUCAGCCAUGGCACAGUGAAUGCUUUGUAUGUACAAAUUGUAAGAAGAAGCUGGCGGGACAAGAGUUCACAGAGCAAGAUGAGGAUCCAUACUGUUUAGAGUGCUUUGGUAAUCUGUAUGCCAAAAAGUGUACUGCAUGUGCUAAACCUAUUACUGGUCAAGGAGGUGGCAAAUAUAUCUCAUUUGAGGAUUUUCACUGGCACACAGACUGCUUCAGUUGUUCAAAAUGCACUGCUUCACUCGUUGGCCAAAAAUUUCUCCAAAGGGAUAAUGGUAUACUGUGCCUUGAGUGUGGUCAUGAUGUAUAA
Messenger RNA from Staurois parvus, 843 nucleotides. The record is from the annotation of a GenBank genome assembly. Lineage: Eukaryota; Metazoa; Chordata; Amphibia; Anura; Ranidae.